Messenger RNA from Trifolium pratense (red clover), 1121 nucleotides. RefSeq names its product inorganic pyrophosphatase 2-like. The coding region runs from base 120 to 938 and encodes 272 amino acids. NCBI's taxonomy places the organism in Eukaryota, Viridiplantae, Streptophyta, Magnoliopsida, Fabales, Fabaceae. The transcript is spliced from 4 exons. The record is from RefSeq and is a predicted model, not a curated record. Gene Ontology annotation, molecular function: phosphatase activity.
AAGAGUAACCACAAGCCACAAAAAUAUAAUUUUGAGAACAGUUUCAAAUACCCAAUUGGAAUCAAAUUCUUGGGAAUUUGUUCUUUUUUGUUUAUCUUUAAAAUUUCUUUGUCACCAUUAUGGCAAAUACUAUAGUGGUUUUUGAUUUCGACAAAACCAUUGUCGAAUGUGACAGUGAUAACUGGGUUGUUGAUGAGUUGGGUUUCAAUGGUUUGUUCAAUGAACUAUUUCCCACUAUGCCAUGGAACAAUCUCAUGGAUAGGAUGAUGAUGGAGCUUCAUUCUCAUGGAAAAACCAUUGAAGAUAUUGUGCAAGUUUUGAAGAGGAUUCCUAUAAACCCUAGAAUAAUCCCUUCCAUUAAAGCAGCAUAUGCUUUAGGGUGUGAUUUGAGGGUUGUAAGUGAUGCAAACAAUCUUUUCAUUGAUACAAUUCUUGAGCAUUUUGGAAUUAGGGAAUGUUUCUCUGAGAUUAACACUAAUCCAGGAUAUGUUGAUGAGGAAGGAAGGUUGAGAAUUUUGCCUUACCAUGAUCUCAAUAAGCCUCCUCACAAAUGUAAUUUGUGCCCUGCAAACAUGUGCAAGGGUCUAAUCAUAAAUAGAAUCCAAGACUCUCUAUCAUGUGAGGAGAAUAAAAGAUUUAUCUAUCUUGGUGAUGGUAGUGGAGAUUAUUGUCCAAGCUUAAGGCUUAAAGAAAAAGAUUUUGUGAUGCCAAGGAAGAAUUUUCCUGUGUGGGACUUAAUUUGCAAAGAUCCUUCACUUGUUAAAGCUAAAAUUUAUGAAUGGAGUGAUGGUGAAGAACAAGAAAGGGUUUUGCAUCAAUUAAUCAACAAAAUUUCAUUGGAAGAAAAUGUUCAAUGCAUUUCAACUGAAUUUAAGAUGCAGAUUCCAUCAUUCAAGGCUCAUGAGGCUUUACCUAAAGCUCUAUCUAUUAAGAUAUAAUAAGCUAGUUUAAUAUGUACUAUUUACAAAUAGCUUAAGUAUUUUUAUUUUCUGCGAAAAAAAAGUUUUCGUUUUUUGUUUUUUAAUUUUCUUACUUGCUUUAUUUUGGAAUUGACCUUUCCUAUAAUUUGGAAUUGGUGUAAGUCAAAUUUUAUUUUAAAAUUAUAUACAAACUUUAGUUGA